AUGGCUCUCUCCUACACCAAGGUCACUCACAACAAGACCUACGCUCAGAUUGCUCCAACCCUUCCUCACCUUUCUGCUGUCCAUAAGACGGUGCUCAUUGUGGGUGGAUCCGCUGGUAUUGGAAAAGCAACUGCCCUAGCCUUCCUUGAUGCAGGGACUCAGCGUCUAGCAUUGACGGGUCGAAGAGAGGAUGCUCUCUCCUCCACGGCUGCCGAAAUUGCCGCCAAAUACCCAAAAGCCAACGUCAUGAUUUUCGCUGUCGACGUGACUGACGCCAAAGGAAUGAACGAUGCGGUCGCCUGUGUAAAGGACCGCCUUGGCCCUGCCGACGUGAUUGUCAACUCCGCCGGCGUCGUUGGACCACUGAAGCCGCUGGCCAGCAGCGACUUAUCGACAUGGUGGUCAGCCUUUGAGACUAAUGUCAAGGGCGCCGCAGUUCUUGCGCAAGCUGUGACGAAGCACGCGUCCCCAUCAGCCACCUUUCUUCAGCUCUCGACCGCUGGCGUCUUGUUCCCUGCGAGCCCAGGGUUUCCAAUCAGUGGAUACGCUGCAAGUAAGCUGGCCGUCACCAAGAUUAUGGAGUACUUCGGCGCCGAGAACCCAAGCCUUAAGGUCAUGAAUAUUCAUCCUGGCGUGAUUGUGGACACGCCUGGCGGUAAGAAGAUGGUUGAAGAGAGUGGCGUGGAGUUCGAUGGCGAUGAUAUCAACUUGCCGGCGCACUUCCUGGUAUGGGCUGCAAGUGAAGAGGCAGUUUUCGUGAAGAACAAGUUCGUGUUCGCUACUUGGGAUAUAGACGAGCUCAAAGAGAGAAAGGAGGAGAUCAUGAGCUCGCCUGAAUUAAUUCUUGGGCUGAACGGAUUUCCGAGACAUACUUAA
This is a messenger RNA of Neoarthrinium moseri, 876 nucleotides long. RefSeq lists its product as uncharacterized. Lineage: Eukaryota; Fungi; Ascomycota; Sordariomycetes; Amphisphaeriales; Apiosporaceae. Gene Ontology annotation, molecular function: oxidoreductase activity. The record is from RefSeq and is a predicted model, not a curated record. The transcript has 2 exons. Gene Ontology annotation, cellular component: cytosol. The coding region runs from base 1 to 876 and encodes 291 amino acids.